GUAAAGUUCUMGUAAGACCACAAACAGAAACACGAGAAGAAGAGAAGCUAUUCGAUGGAUUGGCUCACAUCCAUUAUCAAGGUCCUCUUCAUUUACGCCCUUGUUACCUUACUUUUGGGAACUCUUUGUUCUUCCAAGCCGAUGCAGUCUGGGUCCAUCCUUGAAAACCAGCACAGUCAAGCCGAAAGCGUCAAACUAGAAACGUUACCAAGACAACGCCGAGAUGCUGRUUGUGUUGACAAGACAACAAAGAAAUUUGUCAAGGCCUUGAAUCGUCAUUUCAAUGUUGUUACAUGCAAAACUGGAUGUUUCCCGGUAAGAUCACAGUAUCUUCUACCCAAUGGAAAAUAUACCCAAAUUGUCACGAAGUGCGUUAAAGCAAUAACCGCGUCGCUAAGACAACGCCGAGAUGCUAGUUGUGUAGACAAGACAACAAAGAAGUUUGUCAAGGCCUUGAAUCGUCAUUUUAAUGUUGUUACAUGCAAAACUGGAUGUUUCCCGUUAAGAUCACAGUAUCUUCUACCCAAUGGAAAAUAUACCCAAAUUGUCACGAAGUGCGUUAAAGCAAUAACCGCGUCGCUAAGACAACGCCGAGAUGCUGAUUGUGUUGACAAGACAACAAAGAARUUUGUCAAGGCCUUGAAUCGUCAUUUCAAUGUUGUUACAUGCAAAACUGGAUGUUUCCCGGUAAGAUCACAAUAUCUUCUACCCAAUGGCAAGUAUCUUCAUAUCGUCACGGAGUGCGUUAAAGCAGUGACUUCGCUAAGACAACGCCGAGAUGCUGAUUGUGUUGACAAAACAACAAAGAAGUUUGUCAAGACCUUGAAUCGUCAUUUCAAUGUUGUUACAUGCAAAACUGGAUGUGUACCCGUGAGGUCAAAGUAUCUUAAGCCCAAUGGCAAGCCUAUUUUUAUCGUCGAGGAUUGCAAGAAACCCAAAUCUUAA
Molecule: messenger RNA, 945 nt
Organism: Exaiptasia diaphana
Lineage: Eukaryota; Metazoa; Cnidaria; Anthozoa; Actiniaria; Aiptasiidae
Exons: 2
Coding region: 55-945 (296 amino acids)
Source: RefSeq, a predicted model, not a curated record